Molecule: messenger RNA, 2611 nt
Organism: Candoia aspera
Lineage: Eukaryota; Metazoa; Chordata; Lepidosauria; Squamata; Candoiidae
Gene: RMND1
Product: required for meiotic nuclear division 1 homolog
Exons: 13
Coding region: 213-1529 (438 amino acids)
Biological process (GO): positive regulation of mitochondrial translation
Source: RefSeq, a predicted model, not a curated record
GAGGCCGAGGGUCCAGCCUCUUUCCCUACAACCACUGAUUGGCCCCACUCAGGAAAGAAAGGAACUACUGAAGGAUAGCAUGGGUGACAGGAUUGAAGGUUGCUGUGAGGUCCAGCAGUACAAGAAUGGUCACACUCCCUUCCUACAAGUCCUGCUAAAGUUAACUAUGGUCUGAGCGAAUAGUGGCUGACUAGGAAGGUCUCAAUGAAAAGAUGGCAACAAAACUAUUGGGAUUCCUGGCUAGAUCUUCACACACAAUAAACCAGUGCUGGUACUUCCCUACAUAUGGAUAUUUAGCAUCAAGCAACAACUUACUAUCAGUAAAUAGAUAUCUCAGUCUAGGCAUCCCAGAGGCAGCUGCUUCUAGUUUUACCAGCAAUUGCAUGGACAUUUCAAAUUGGUUUAGUCCACAAACUAAUAUUAGUGCUACAACAAAAACUACGAAUUUCUUGAUUAUGGAUCCUUGUCCUUCAUCCAGGAAGCUUCAUCUUCUUAAAGCUUCAAGUUACAAGCACAAAUUAAAAUAUAUAAGAACACUUAUUGAAACACCACGUAGACAUUACUCAGUGUUAUCAACUAGCAAAAUUCAACCAAAUCAAGAUAUUGCACCAGUUAAGCGUCUACCAAAAGCAUCUAGGACCAAGCAGCCAUCUAGAGCUAAUCUGCCACUACCAUCUGAAGCUAAGGAUGUGAUGCAAUGUGUAGCCUUUGCAACAGCAGAUGGAUAUCAUCUUGGUAAUCUGUGCCUUGACCUGGUCUCAUCUGGAUAUGUUGAAAUCACAUUACCUAGAGAUGCAGCAAAUGUUUUGGUGGUUGGCACAGAAAAGACAGCCAAAGAACAUGAUUUGGGGAUCAUAUUUUUCUUCAGGGAAGGGUCUGUUGUGUUCUGGAAUGUUGAAGAAAGAACAAUAAAGAAUAUUUUUCGAAAGCUGGAAAAACAUGAGAUCCAGCCCUAUGAAAUUGCAUUAGUUCACUGGGAAAAUGAAGAGAUCAGCUACAGAAGAGGAGAAGGACAAUCAAAACUUCAUAGAGGAGAAAUCGUGAUAAAUUCAGAAGUAGAAAUGGAUGACGUCAUUUUAGAGAAGUUUGCUUUUUCCAAUGCUCUCUGCCUUUCUGUAAAACUGGCCAUUUGGGAAGCAUCAUUGGAUAAUUUUGUAGAAUCUAUCCAAUCAAUACCUGAGAUGCUUAAAUUAAGAAAGAAACUGAAACUCUCUCAUGCUGAUGUUAUGCAGAAAAUUGGGGAACUGUUUGCCUUGAGGCAUCACAUAAAUCUGAGUUCCGAUCUGUUGAUUACCCCAGAUUUCUAUUGGGACAGAGAGCAUCUUGAGCAACUGUAUGAUAAAAUGUAUCGGUUUCUCAGUAUUGAUCGCAGAGUUAAGGUAGUAAAUGAAAAGCUCCAGCAGUGCACAGAACUGACAGAUCUGAUGAGAAAUCAUUUGAAUGAAAAACAUGCUUUGCGCUUGGAAUGGAUGAUAGUAAUACUCAUCACAAUAGAGGUCAUGUUUGAACUUGGAAGAGUGUUUUUCUGAUACCAGUAGUACAUUGCAACAGACAUUUUACAAGACUGUAGACGCUACCCAAGCAACAGGUUUAUUGGACUUCAACUUUAUCCACUUUUGGAAAGUGAGCAAAUGUCAUGAUAAAUUUAUGGACAUUUGCUACAAAAUGUUGGGAGUCACUGCAUUUAAUUUUGUAUUUUAUCAGUUACUAUGUUUCUUGGAAAUCAUGGUUUAAAUCAUUUUAGGGCUGCUUUUCUAAAAUCUAUCAUUAUGGAUGCAGAUUAUCUGUUACAUUACAAGAAAAUGAUACACAGUAUGUGCCACAUUCAGUAGUUUUCUGUAUAUAAGUUGUGUAUUUUAUCACAACUGAUACAUUCAGCAGAAUUACGUGUGUGUAUGCAUGUAUGUAUAUAUAUAUAUAUGUAUGUGAUUAUGUAUAUGGGGAGCCAGUGUCCAUAGAAAACUUAACUGCAAUAUAGUUCAUUUGUGAAUGAAGAAAAAUUCUCUUCCUCUAAAACUGUAUUUGUAUUUGUAAUUGCUUAAUCACAAAGAUUUUAUAAAUGCAGACUACCUUAAGUUGAUUCUUCAAGAAGAGAAGUUUAACCAAAGCAGUGUCUUUGACUAUAUUGCUCUAGGCCAACUUUCUUCAGUAACAGUUAUUAUAAAUAUAUGAACACCAACUGAAAAGCUGUGAAAUAAAAUAACUGGAUUGCAAGAAAUGCAUUACUUUCUUUGAAGCAAGAUCAAGGUCUCUCAAAUGCAAGAUCCUUUGACUAGGUAUAUCAGAAAACUCAUGAGUAGGAUAUGAAAGCUUCAACAUUGUACCCAGGAUCUGGUUCCCAACCAGACUUCCUGCGUAAGUAUCAUGAAUACUAUAGAUUUGUCAUGUUUUUAUAAGAGUGUAAAAGGAGCUUAUUUAUUAGUUACAGAAAAUGGGAAAUAUUUUUGUGUCAUUGAACCUAUUGCUGACUCAUUAAGGUUUCCUGAAAUUUUAUUAUGAGGGGAAAUAGAAAAUUUACCUGAUAGAUCUGUUUAUUAUUUUCUAGCUUUUAUACUGCACAAGUUUUUAAAAUAAAAAGCCCAAAGCAUUAUCUCUGAAGAAGGCACAUUUG